GGUGACCAGCCCGGUGACCUUGAGCGGGGCGGGAGUUGGAACGCUCAGGUUUCUCCCCGUUCCGACACCGCCUGGGCCUAGCUCAAGGUCACGAGUGCUCGCCCGGCGGCUGGAGGUGGAAGGGGCCGCUCACCGCAGCCAGCGCGGACGGCCCAGGAGCGGGCCCUGACUUGUCGCCACGGCCGAGCGCUAAGCUUCUAGACCGCGGCCGGCGGAGCUACGGGGUCCCGGAAGGUUCCGGCGCUUUUCCGGAAGACUUCUCCCGCAGCCAAUCAGCGUUGAGACUUUCACCGGAAGGAGGUGUCUCCCGGAGCAACCAACCGGCCCACGGCCUUGAGUUCGGUGGCGGGAAAGGCCAUGAGUAAAAGCCGGGCCGAGGCUGCUGCCGGAGCCCCCGGGAUCAUCCUGAGGUACCUGCAGGAACAAAACCGGCCCUACAGCGCCCAGGACGUGUUCGGAAACCUGCAGAAGGAGCAUGGACUGGGCAAGGCGGCGGUGGUGAAGGCUCUGGAUCAGCUGGCCCAGCAAGGCAAGAUCAAAGAGAAGACGUAUGGCAAGCAGAAAAUUUAUUUUGCCGAUCAGGACCAGUUUGACACAGUGAAUGAUGCUGACCUCCACAGCCUGGAUGCCAAAAUUGUGGCCCUCACUGCCAAGGUGCAGAGCCUACAGCAGAGCUGCCGCCACAUGGAGGCUGAGCUGAAGGAAUUAACAAGUGCGCUGACCACUCCGGAGAUGCAGAAAGAGAUCCAGGAGUUAAAGAAGGAGUGUGCGCACUAUACAGAGAGACUGGGGAACAUCAAAGCAGCCACCAACCACGUCACGCCGGAAGAGAAAGAGAAGGUGUACAAAGAAAGGCAGAAGUAUUGUAAAGAGUGGAGGAAGCGGAAGAGAAUGACCACCGAGCUGUGUGAUGCGAUCCUCGAAGGAUACCCCAAGAGCAAGAAACAGUUCUUUGAGGAAGUUGGGAUAGAGACAGAUGAAGAUCAUAAUGUCAGGCUCCCAGACCCCUGAGGGCCCUUGGGGCCUAGGAGCAGAUGUCCUGGGCUGGCUGCCUUGUUGAGGAGGCCUCCUAACUGUUGUCGCUGCUCUCCACCGUGAGUGGGAGGGAGGGAAGUACAGAGCUGGUGAUCAGAAAGAGAUGGUCAUGUCCGUUUUGUUGUCCAUGUCACAAAGGCCUCCACAAGGACUUCACAACCUUCAAGGAAAGUAUCUGGAAUAUUUAUUGUAAUAUAAUUUGAUAUAAAAAUACUUAAUUUC
Peromyscus leucopus (white-footed mouse) is the source of this 1257-nucleotide messenger RNA. It is a transcript of the gene Psmc3ip, whose product is annotated as PSMC3 interacting protein. Gene Ontology annotation, cellular component: condensed nuclear chromosome; DNA recombinase auxiliary factor complex. Gene Ontology annotation, biological process: meiotic strand invasion involved in reciprocal meiotic recombination; meiotic joint molecule formation; homologous chromosome pairing at meiosis. The record is from RefSeq and is a predicted model, not a curated record. The transcript has 8 exons. Lineage: Eukaryota; Metazoa; Chordata; Mammalia; Rodentia; Cricetidae. Gene Ontology annotation, molecular function: double-stranded DNA binding; recombinase activator activity. Bases 358 to 1011 code for a protein of 217 amino acids.